Molecule: messenger RNA, 1050 nt
Organism: Elephantulus edwardii (Cape elephant shrew)
Lineage: Eukaryota; Metazoa; Chordata; Mammalia; Macroscelidea; Macroscelididae
Gene: TMEM236
Product: transmembrane protein 236
Exons: 4
Coding region: 1-1050 (349 amino acids)
Source: RefSeq, a predicted model, not a curated record
AUGGUUUCUGGAAGACUAAUUAAGUUGGUGGUGUUUGAGCUGCUGGAGUUUGCUGCGUUCUCCGUUCCCACACUUGUGAUUAUGGAGCAGUUUGCCACUGCCUAUCAUAGUAAAAGGAAUGCAUCUGAGAAAACACAUUAUUGGCUUAUUGUUUCCUGCUCAAUUGCCUACGUAGCCUCCGUAACUCUACUGAUUUGGGUUCCUGUAAAAGUUCUCUUACACAAGAAACAUCAUCUUCACAAAAAAAUAAAAGGAUGGAGACCUGUUAUGAUGAUGUGUGUAGUACUCACCACACUUCCCAGCUUCAGCUUUUCUAUAGCAGUGGCUGAGGUCCAAAAGAAUAUUAAUGGCACUGACGAUAAUUCACCUGAUCCCUUACCAGACCUCUCAGUAUCUCUGGUUCUGACUUGCCUAAUUGUGGUUGAUAUUAUUGAGAAAAUCAGGGUAUAUCCUCUCAGAGGGAGUCAAAAAAGUAGUGAAGAUAGUCGUAUUCAUGAGACUACUUUGCGACAAAUAACAACUGUGACUGAGCAAGUGAGACGGAGUGAAGAAAACCCUUCUGCAUCGCAGGCGGCCAGGAGGCCCGAGCUGUCGAGAAGUGGAGAAGCCACCACCCAGAUCCAGGCCCUGGCGCCAGGGACACCUGAAGAGCCAUCCUUCCACUCGGGGGUUCUGAAGGCCAUGUCCCGGCGAGAUGUCAGGGCUGAGAUAUUCCUCUGGAGUUUUCUCCUGUGGUCUGACACGAUUGAAAUGGUGCGAGUGGCUGGUCACCCCUCCGUGUACAACUCUGGCUGGGUCUAUCCAGUCUACAUAUUUAGUUUCAUUUCUCUACUUCGAUUGAUACUCACACCCAGAAACCCUCUUCUGAAUUCCCUGGGCAUGCUGCUUCAGGACUUGCCCUUUAUUUUUGUCCGACUUAGUUUAAUCAUUGUCUUGGGGACCAUCACACCUGUCCUGGGUCUUUGUAAAAAUAUACUUGUGAUGCUUUCUUAUGUUUACUUUAAUUAUUUAAUCAAACUCAGAGUUUUCUCUACCUUUGAAAUAUCUUGA